Molecule: messenger RNA, 1370 nt
Organism: Drosophila sulfurigaster albostrigata
Lineage: Eukaryota; Metazoa; Arthropoda; Insecta; Diptera; Drosophilidae
Gene: Fpps
Product: farnesyl pyrophosphate synthase
Biological process (GO): trans, trans-farnesyl diphosphate biosynthetic process
Cellular component (GO): cytoplasm
Molecular function (GO): (2E,6E)-farnesyl diphosphate synthase activity; dimethylallyltranstransferase activity
Source: RefSeq, a predicted model, not a curated record
AUGUUCAAGUUAGCGCAAAAGUUUUUACCGCAACAGCGGCUUUUCAAUGCUUCGAACAUUGCAAUCCGCCGAAUGAUCUCAACUAGUGAUGAAGUAAAGUCUGUCGAUACCAUUGGAGGAUUGCCAACAGAAAUUGUUAACGAGCAGAAAUUGAAAAAGACAACCAGAGCAUUAUCGACGCUUCAAAAUCAUUCUGUUCCCAUCGCAGCCAGAGUCACGGUGUCAAAAGAUGAAAGCCGAGAUUUUAUGGCCGUAUUUCCUGACGUAGUGCGCGACCUUACAAAUGCGACAAAGGCGUACAAUUGCAAUGAUGCUGCUAAAUGGUUUGCCAAGGCCUUGCAAUACAAUGUGCCGCGGGGCAAGAAGAAUCGUGGCAUAUUGACAGUGCUCACCUAUAAGAAUCUCGUGCAACCACAGGACUUGACCCCCGAGAAUAUCAAGCUGGCCCAGUAUCUGGGUUGGUGUGUUGAAAUGCUUCAAAGUUUCUUUAUUAUGUCCGACGAUGUGAUGGACAACAGCACGACUCGCAGGGGUCAGACAUGCUGGCAUAAGGUGGAGAAUGUUGGCCUGACAGCCAUUAAUGAUGCCCUCAUGAUAGAGAAUGCUAUCUACCUGUUGCUAAAGCAACACUUUAGUCAUUUGGAAUGCUAUGUACCCCUUUUAGAACUAUUCCAUGAGAUAUCAUUUAUUACCACCUGUGGACAAUCUCUCGACUUACUCAACUCGUACAAAAGUGUCGCAGACUUUACCAUGGAGAACUAUAAAGCGAUUGUUGACAACAAAACAGCAUACUAUACAUUCUAUCUACCCUUUGCCAUUGCUAUGCAUUUAGCCGGCUACACCGAUCCCGAAGCAUUUAGACAAACGAAAAGCAUAGUUCUGGAGAUGGGCCACUUUUUCCAAGUGCAAGAUGAUUUCCUUGAUUGUUUUGGCAACCCAGAGAUCACCGGCAAAGUGGGCACCGACAUACAGGACAACAAGUGUUCCUGGCUCGCUGUUGUGGCCAUGCAGCGGGCCAAUGCUGAGCAAAAACAAAUUAUGAUUGACUGCUACGGCAAAAGCGAUCCUGCUAAGGUAGACCGAGUUAAGGAGCUGUACAAGGAGCUUAGCUUGCCCUCUACUUAUGCCACCUUCGAGGAGGAAAGUUACAACAUGAUCAAGACACACAUACAACAAACAUCUCGCGGUGUGCCACAUAUAACUUUCCUGCAAAUUCUCAACAAAAUAUAUCAACGAGAUGCGUAAACUUAGCGCAUAAAAUUGUGACUUACGAAACAUUAUUAAUAUUAUUAUGGUAGUUUAGUACUUAACCGGAUUGUGUGCAUGUUUAUUGGUCUGUAAAUGAAGUAUAAAGGACAUUUUUUACUGAA